AAAUUUUGCUUUCUUUUCUUUCUGCCCAUUAAACAAUGAAAAUGCCAUAUUACCAAUCAUCCUUUCCCCUCUAUAGGAAACACCCAUCAUUGCUCCCAAUAAUCCUUUUCUAUUUAAACAAUCUUCUUCUUCCUUCUUUUUUCCAAUUUUCUCCUCCUCAAUUCAAUUCUUCAUCAUGGAUAUCAAUGGCUUCUACUCCUUUCUCAACCGAGGCAUUGAUGAUCUUGAAAGGCUUUACCUUUCCACCUCCAAUUUCAUGUCCAUCCAAUUCCUUCAAAGGGUCCUCUCCCUUCUCCGAUCUUUCCACUCCCACCUGCUCCUCCUUGUGCAGAGGCUCCACUUGCCCGUCGGCGACAAGUGGCUUGACGAGUACAUGGACGAGAGUUCUAGGCUCUGGGAGGCCUGUCAUGUUCUAAAAUCGGGUGUUUCUGGCAUGGAAAAUUACCACUCUGCUGGAUUUAACCUCACUUCUUCACUUGACAAUCACCCCCUUCUGAAUCCCCACCUCUCCCGCCAGGUUAUUCGGGCGAUUUCGGGUUGCCAGAGGGAAGCCGUGGGACUAGAGGAAGAAAACAGGGCAUUGAUGGAGACCAGAAUCCAGCCGCUGUCGUUGCGGUUUGAAGACAAGGUGUCUGUUGACUCGAAGCUUAAUGGGUUCAAUGGGUUCAGAGGCGUUCUGUACGCGAUGAGGAAUGUGAGCUCGGUGCUUCUGAUGAUGUUGCUUUAUGGGUUGGUGUACAGUUGGCCGGAAUCAAGUUUGGGGUACGAGGGGACAGGGUGCUUGUUCUUUGGAUCAGCGUUGAUGGUGUCGACGGCGAGACUGCAGCAGAGGGUGGCAGCAGAGAUCAACGAGAUGGGGAGGAGUGGAACAUUGGUAUUCGAGUUCAGGAGGUCCAAGGUUGUAAUGGAGGAGCUGAAAGGGGAGGUGGAAGGGAGGGGAGGGGCUCUGGAGUGGGAGUGGGAGACACAAGUGGGGAUUAGGGAGAGAGUUGACAACUUGAAGGGGUGUUUAGGGCUGCUGAGGUCUGGAACUGACAACAUCGUAGCCCAACUUGAUGAUUUCUUUGAUGAGAUUGUUGAGGGUAGGAAGAAGCUUUUGGAAUUGUGCACUCAUAGGUAGACUUUCUUCUUUUUUUUUUUAAUAAUAAAAUGGUAUUUUUCUCUUUGUAUUAAAUGAAGUUUGAGUUUUUAAUUUUUAACUUUUUAACCUAAUCAAAUUGAUUAAUUCUA
This is a messenger RNA of Rubroshorea leprosula, 1230 nucleotides long. The record is from the annotation of a GenBank genome assembly. NCBI's taxonomy places the organism in Eukaryota, Viridiplantae, Streptophyta, Magnoliopsida, Malvales, Dipterocarpaceae.